Molecule: messenger RNA, 689 nt
Organism: Racocetra persica
Lineage: Eukaryota; Fungi; Glomeromycota; Glomeromycetes; Diversisporales; Gigasporaceae
Source: the annotation of a GenBank genome assembly
UUUUUGGAAGUGAAAAGCAUAAAGCGGCACUUGAAGAAAUUAAAAGAUUAAAGCAGGAGUUAGAAAAUAUUUUAGAAAGUGCUAACUUAGCUGAGAUAAUCGAGUCCUGUCAAAGAAGAAUUGUAUAUGUCGAUAAUCCUUCAAUAGAAAUUGUAAAUGCUGAAGAGCAAGAGAUAAAUAGAUACAAAAGAAAAAGAAUAAGAUCUAGAGAAAAACUGCUAACCCAUUUAGAAAAAAUUUGCCAAAAUGAUUCUUAUGUUCCUCCCAAAUUAAAAGAGUUAAGUGCUGAAAUUGCUACUUACAUGGAGAGUAAAAUAAAGUUGGAGCAGGAGUUAAGAAAGUUAAAAGAAGAAGUGAAAGAAAUCAAGUUUACAAAGGACAAAAGUAGUAAAAAUGAACUCAAAAGAGUUUCAGUCACUAAUGUAGGAGGGAAUAUUGUCGAAAGACCAAAAAGUGGGAAUUAUGAUUUAGCAAAGAGUCAGCCAGGAAUGUUUGAAAUACACAGUUGGCAGUCAGACCAAGAAAAGUUUACUAAAAUUGAAGAGGAAGCGAAACGACUGGAAAGCAAGAAAUCAGAAUUAGAAGAAAAAAAGAAAAAAUUAAAAAAAGAAAUUGCCAAAAAAGAAAAAAUUAUUCGUCAAAGAGUAUUAAAACACAUUUUUAAUAACUAUGAUGACAUUGCCAAUGAA